Lactuca sativa (garden lettuce) is the source of this 4074-nucleotide messenger RNA. Its product is annotated as P-loop containing nucleoside triphosphate hydrolases superfamily protein. The record is from RefSeq and is a predicted model, not a curated record. Gene Ontology annotation, molecular function: microtubule binding; microtubule motor activity; ATP binding. NCBI's taxonomy places the organism in Eukaryota, Viridiplantae, Streptophyta, Magnoliopsida, Asterales, Asteraceae. Gene Ontology annotation, biological process: microtubule-based movement.
UCUCUCUCUCUCUCUCUCUCUCUCUCUCUCUCUCUCUCUCUCUCUCUCAUCAGCUCAAUGCCACACAUUUCUGAGACUUCGAGCGACUUCAAGACUAGAUUUGGUUACCAAGAACAUUGCCGUCCAUCGGAAUCGAUGCAGCCACCGAUCAGGGGCACGCCAGAUCUUCUCAAGUCAGUAAUGAAAGAGACGCCUUUGAAUUCAUCUGCCGUUUCCAUUUUCAGAGAUAGGGGCGAUUAUUCAUCUAUUGCGGUCAAUCUGAACGAUAGUUUUGAGUUCCGAGAAGAUCCAGCCUUCUGGAAAGACCAUAAUGUGCAGGUUAUCAUAAGAGUACGUCCUCUUAGCGAUUCUGAGAUUGCUGUCCAGGGACCAAGUAGAUGUGUCAAACAGGGAAGUAGUCAAACUAUUACAUGGACUGGUCCCCCAGAAGCACGCUUUACCUUUGACCAUGUUGCUGAUGAACAUGUUAGCCAGGAAAUGAUGUUCAAAGUUGCUGGAGUACCAAUGGUGGAAAACUGCAUGGGAGGCUACAAUAGCUGCAUGUUUGCUUAUGGCCAAACUGGUAGUGGAAAGACCCACACUAUGCUUGGGGAUAUCGAUGGAGGCUCUCGAAGACAUAGUGUCAAUUCUGGGAUGACACCUAGGGUCUUUGAGUAUCUGUUUACGCGGAUACAAAAGGAAAAAGAGGCUCGGAGGGAAGAAAAAAUACAAUACACUUGCAAAUGCUCGUUUUUGGAGAUAUACAAUGAGCAAAUCCUUGACCUGUUAGAUCCAUCAUCCACCAAUUUACAGAUAAGAGAAGACACUAAGAAAGGGGUGUAUGUUGAUAAUCUCAAGGAGAUUGAGGUUACAAGUGCUAGAGAUGUGAUACAACAACUUAUUCAGGGUGCAGCAAAUAGAAAGGUUGCCUCCACAAAUAUGAAUCGCGCAAGCAGUCGGUCUCAUAGUGUGUUUACAUGCAUAAUAGAAAGUAAAUGGGACUCUCAAGGUGUGACACAUCAUCGGUUUGCCCGUCUUAAUCUUGUGGAUUUGGCAGGCUCUGAAAGGCAGAAAAGUUCUGGUGCAGAAGGAGAACGUCUUAAAGAAGCCACCAAUAUAAACAAAUCACUUUCAACUUUAGGACUAGUUAUCAUGAACCUUGUCAAUGUAUCAAAUGGGAAAUCUCUUCAUGUUCCAUAUCGCGAUUCAAAGCUCACAUUUUUACUUCAGGAUUCUUUGGGAGGAAAUUCAAAGACUACAAUAAUUGCUAAUAUCAGUCCAUCUAGUUGCAAUUCAUUGGAGACAUUGAGCACACUCAAGUUUGCUCAACGUGCCAAGUACAUCAAAAAUCAUGCUACAAUAAACGAAGAUGCUUCUGGAGAUGUUCUUGCUAUGAGGAUGCAGAUUCAACAACUUAAGAAAGAAGUAUCUCACUUGCAAAGCGUGAUUAAUGGGGGAACUGGAACUGGAACUGGGAAUCAUGAAAAUGAUGGUUGGGCUGUGGGAUCUCCGGGAGGCUUCAGAUGGGAAGGGUUUCAGGGAUCAUUUAGUCCAGUUACUGCUGUUAAACGGAUGUCUCAGAAGAAAGAAUAUGAAGUAGCCCUUGUUGGUGCUUUUAGGAGGGAAAAAGAUAAAGACCUGACGUUGCAGGCAGUAACCGCUGAAAGCCAGGCUGCCAUGCAAUUGGCAAAACAAAGGGAAGAUGAGAUACAGGGAUUGAAAAUGAGAUUAAGAUUUCGUGAGGCUGCAGUAAAGAGGCUUGAGGGUGUGGUCUCUGGUAAGAUCUCUGCUGAGACGCACUUGCUAAAAGAAAAAGAAGAACAUUUAAAGGAGUUAGAAGUCCUACGCUCCCAGGUUGAUAGGAACCAAGAAGUCACACGAUUUGCCAUGGAAAAUCUUAGACUGAAAGAAGAGAUCAGAAGAUUAAAGUCGUUUUAUGAGGAAGGGGAGCAGGAAAGCAUGAAAGAACAGAUCAUGAUACUUGAGGAUAAGCUGCUGGAAGCACUUGACUGGAAACUAAUGCAUGAAUCAGAGAUUCCACAAGUUAAGGAAAAAAGUUUUGAUAUUGGCAUUGACAUGAUGAUGGACAGUCAAAGAGAUGGCGACUUUUUCAGCCUCAAGGACCCUGUAACUCCUCGCCACACGGAGAAAACAGAGUUUGAGUUCCCAUUAGUAACUACGCCCACACCCACUGUGGCUGUAAGUGAUCAAAGAGAGCUACAAACCAUGGUUGACGCCAUUGCAGCUGCAAGUCAAAGAGAAGCAGAAGCUCAUGAAACAGCAAUCAUAUUGUCUAAAGAAAAUGAUGGAUUACGAACAAAAAUCAAGAUGCUAAUAGAUGACAACAAUAAACUAAUUGAACUUUAUGAGCGAGCAGUUGCAGACAGUCAACAGAACAUCACCAAAGCUGAAGAGGCUAAAAAUGAUGACUACGUCCACUUAGCUCAAAAGGAACUUGAACUGAACUUGAAAAGAGAAAAAGAGAAUUUAGAGCAUCAGCUCAUUGAAAUGCAUGAAGAAAACGAUAAAUUGAUGGGAUUGUAUGAGAAGGCAAUGCAAGAAAGAGACGAGUUGAAAAGAAUCAUCUCUUCAACUGAACCUCAAAGCCGUGAUGGAGAUAUAGGCAAUGAAGAACACGCUUUUGGAUCUCAAGUUUGUGAAGGGGAUGAAAUCAAAUUGGACGAAGAUUUUGCUUUAUCUUGUGGAAGAAAUCUAGCAGAAGUGGCUGUGCAGCAAGAGGAACACACUAACAGUCAAUGCUCCAGUCCGAGAACAAGCGAAUUUCUUGAUCUAGAUGAACCUUCUACCAGUCCCAUGGAGGAGGUAAGGAUGGUUGAAGAUUUCAAAUUUGUUGAUGAACCAAAGGUAGAAGAAGACAGAUUCGUUAAUCUCCGGGAAAAGUUAGAUAAAGCACAUGAAACGCUUUCAAAGUCUUCGGAGAGCGUCGGUUUGUUUAGGUCCCUCGAGAGAGGAAUUAUCGAGAUUGAUCGGCUUUCACGGGAUAUACAGUCACUGGAAUCUAUGGUUGAGAUUAAACAAAAGGAUUACGCGUCGUAUAAUCUCAUUAUUUCCGAUCUGAAAGAACAGGAAACCGCGCUCGAGAGAAAGCUAACCGCACUACGAUUCUCCAUGGCGAAUUUCUCUUCAUCUCUUGGUUACUUCGAACAGCGUGAAGCUCAGACGAGGGCCAGAUCACAUGCGUCAUCGUUGAAUUUGAAAUUGAAGAAGAAAGAAUUUGCGGGUCUUGAAGCUACCAAGGAUGAGACCGAGCGAUUACAUUUGAAGAUUAAACAAUCGGAAGCAGAGUUGAAGAACAACAUAGCAACUUUGAAACUGAAAAUCGAGGAAGAGAAUAAGAAACGAGAAAAGGAUACAGUUCUCCUGGCCAUAGAUAACGUCAAAGUUGAGAACACAAACUGGCAAAUCGGCGGCAAGGCAACCGAAUUACUCAAAUCGGAAGAGGAGAAGACGAAGCUACAACUUCAAAUGAAUCACGAUCGGGAAAAACUGGAAACUGUGAGAAAGGAAUCGGAAAGACUUAGCGGGAAGUUACGGGAUCUGGAUCGGGAAAUCCAGGCUGCUGAAAUGGAGAUCCAGAAGUGCACCAAGUCCAUGGAGGAGAUGGAAACCAAGCUUGGAACCGUGGUCGAGGAGAGAGAGAUUGUGUUGGAGAUGAAAGAAACUGGAAAAAUGGAAUUCGAGAAUCUGUUGAUUGAGUUUGUGGAGUUUUUGUUUAAGAGGAAACUGAAAGAGGAAGAGAUGAUGAUACUAAGAGAGGAAAUGGAGAUGGAGAUGAAAAGAGAACAAGAGUUACAGGGAGAAAGAAGGAGCAGUUUGCAGAAAAUGAGUGGUAUGCUGGUGGAGGAGACAAAUGGGAUGUUGUCAGAGAAGUUGGCUCAAGAUCUUGAAACCUUCUGUUCCUCGUUUAUGGAGUUAAGGUCAGUGCUUGAAUGCUGACUGAUUAUUGGAUUACAUGGCGAUUAACUAACACUGAAUAACUCUCUCUACUAUUCUGUUGGAGUUGAAUGUUUUGAUUCAACUAAUGUUACUUACUUUUACAGUCUUCAUCAUCUAAGUAAUGUUGUGUGAUUAUAA